This is a messenger RNA of Metarhizium brunneum ARSEF 3297, 762 nucleotides long. RefSeq lists its product as uncharacterized. The record is from RefSeq and is a predicted model, not a curated record. NCBI's taxonomy places the organism in Eukaryota, Fungi, Ascomycota, Sordariomycetes, Hypocreales, Clavicipitaceae.
AUGGUCACUGUUGGAAGCCAGGAAAUGACAGAAGUAGCUGCUGCAAUUACAGCUAUACGGCGAGACAUUAGUGCUCUGCGCGCCGAGAUCAGUGAAGGCCUUGAGAAAAUAUGCACUUCAACUUCUGGAUUUGACAAGAGUCUCCUAGAUAUCGAUGGGACCUUGAUGAGAGACGUCAGUGCGCGGCUUGACUCCCUAGCGCUCGACAUCAUGACUACGAGAGUCGACAUACAGGCUCUGGGGCUGGACAUUGACCAGGCCCACGACCGUGUGUGCACCACUCUCGACGAUCAUCGCAGUGGAAUAUUCAAGACUGUACAAGACUCGCACAAGGCCACGUCUGGCAGGCUUGAGGAUUUGUCAAGGGCUGUUGUCGACGUCAACAGUCGAACUAAACAUGGGCUUCUUGAAACCGGACAUGGCCUCGAUGUGAACCAUGAUGCCUUUGUAACAAAGCUCGACAAGGUAUCCGAGGAUAUCAAUUUGACUGUUUGUAGAAAGAUCGACAUCGCAAACGGCCAUAUCAAUAAACUCAUUGUUGACACGAGGGACCACUUGCGAGGUCGGCUUGAUGAGGUCCAGGAGGAGGUGGAGAGUUCACGUCGCCGGACACACGAGAAAUUGAACGAUGUGCACGAGGCUCUUGCUGGCAUCGUGAAUACUACACGCGACAGACUUCUUCGAAAAAUUGAACAGGCUACGUCGUUGUUCAGCUCGGUGCAGCCGUUGAUGCGUGAGCUCAGGAGGAACCACAAAGGGUAG